GACCCCCAACAGCGGAAAUUUGUACUUCGCAACCUUUUGGGUUCCACACGGCUGUUAGCAGAAGUGCUGGACCUUUGGUGAACUAUUGUGACGCAGGGCCUUCCAUGUUAACAGCCACUGGCCAUUAGUCGCCCCGCAACACGUAGUGCUGUUUAGCUUCAACCUGAAAGGGUAGGCGCCCCAUGUCUGCUAGCAACAUGGUGGUGAGGAGCAGCUUCUCUGAAUGGCCACGGCCAUGAAGCUCGAAGGCUUAUUGUUGCGGCAGAGACAACGCAGAGGCUCAAGGCAAGGUUGUGGUUGAAGAGCCUAAGAGCAAUCCCGGAGAUGCCUGGCAAGAUGCCGCCAAGCAGAGUUUGACAACCGAGGACCACUGUUAUCCUGACUUUGCUUGACGAGCAAAGAGUGAUGCAGCUUGGGCGGGGCUGGAGUGGUUCUUUGCCGGGGUUCAAGGCUCAUGUGGAUAGGUCAUGCGCAAGGGCUUUCCUGACGAGCGCAAGCCUGUCAUUCUCAAAUGGCCGGCGCAAAGCCUCCUCGCCCGACCAAGAAGGCUAAGCCUUCAGCCGCUUGCAAGUGUGUUGAAGUGAUGUUUGCCGGCUUUGCUUUUCUAAUUCCUGUGCCAAUAUCUUUAGCCCCCUUGCACGCAAGCGAUCCUUGAGUCGCACAGGCGCUGAGCAGUGCUGGGCUGGAACGAGUUGCUGCGCCCCAUUUGCAGCCCACCGGCUUUUGACCUUGCGCGCGUUUGUUCGGCAGAGAUGGCAAGCUAUUUGGCAACUGAGCAGAAGUGCCACAGAGCCAGUGCUAAAAGAUAGGUGCCGCAGCGUAAAUCUCGAGUUGGAGGUUUGGCAAGAGGGGCUUGGGUAUUCAAAGGAAGGAUGGGCGCGGGCGCAGAAUCAACGCCUUUGUUUUGCAGGAGUUCAUAUUAGAGCCAUGAGUGCACUUUCGAGCGAUGCUGUUGCAGCGCAUAGGUAGCUAUUUUAGGCUGCAGCGCGCAUGCUCUUUUCGUGGGAUAUGUUUUAAGAAGCAACCGUUCACGAACGCUGGCUAAGAUUCAUGUAGGGCUUAGCUCUCGCACACCGCGCCGCAGGUUCCUUCUUCCGGUGUUCACCCGUCCGCAGCAUUUACAGCCCGUCAAUCAAGCCAUGCCAGGCAUGCUGCGCGUUCCAUGUAAGCCUUGCAAGCCUUGGGCUCAGGAUGUUUUGAGCGACGUGGAAAGCACCGCAGCGGGCAGUGACUGGGAGCCACUUAGUCCGUUGGCCAGCCCUUGCUCGAUCCCGUGCUCCAGUGAGUCAUUCGAAGACUCUUGGAAAAGCCAGGUGGUGGUCAAGAGCACUUUCCUGGACGUGGAGGACGUGCCCAGCCUCGCAGAGCGGUUCUCGCGGCUGCGCCGCGCCAAGACGCGGCCGUUAGAGCCAUCGCAGUUCUACGAGCCCGGCAAGUUCAGCAGGUGUGGAGACAGUGCUGAGCGCGUUUAUCUUUUGGAAGGCGCCGCGCGCAACCCCAACGCGGAGCAGAAUUUGUCGGAGCAGCCCUCUCAGUUGAGGAUUCAAGUCAAUGGAGUUCCCUUGAACGGCGAGGUGACAGACUGUGAGCCGGAACCAGAAGCAGAAAGCGAGCCUGCGUCGCGGGAUGCUAGCUUGCCUCAGGAGCCCGAGAAGACGCCCGAGAAGACAACUGUGAUGCUGCGGAAUGUGCCGAACAACUACACCCGAGACAUGCUGCUAAGUCUGCUGAACUCGAAGGGUCUCCGCGGCCGCUACAACUUCCUGUAUCUUCCUUGCGAUUUCAAGCGCAACGCGAAUCUCGGCUAUGCCUUUGUGAACCUGGUUGAUCGCAAGGCGGUCUCCGAGCUUUGGCGCCGCUUCGACGGGUUCAGGGGCUGGUGUUUGCCCAGCGCCAAGGUUUGCCAGGUCCGUUGGAGCGGGCCACACCAGGGCUUCCAGGCGCACGUGGACCGAUACCGAAACAGCCAAGUGAUGCACAAGAGCGUGCCGGAUGAGUACCGGCCGGUGAUUUUUGCCAACGGCGUCCGCCAGCGAUUUCCGCCGCCGACCAAGUUCAUCAAACCACCUCAGGAUCGUGCGCCCACAGCGCAACUAGACAAGCAAGGAGCCAAGAUAUAUACUGCCUGAGCACAGACUUGCAACGCUGGAGAGGAGGAGGAGAGUGUACAGCAUAGAUACAAUUUUGGGUGUUCUCUGAAUCGAAUCGCCCGUUGUAGACGCA
Effrenium voratum is the source of this 2223-nucleotide messenger RNA. NCBI's taxonomy places the organism in Eukaryota, Dinophyceae, Suessiales, Symbiodiniaceae. The record is from the annotation of a GenBank genome assembly.